CGAAGACGAUAAAAUCGAAGAGAGAGAGGUCAAAUGCCAAACAUAAAACCUUCCAAAUCCAAACAUAAUCUGCACCAAAAUGGCCGGCCUCCGCCUUUCGUCCAUCCUCCCAAACCCCAACCGCCGGACUCUGGCCUUCAUUUUUUUGACCGCCCUCCUCUGCCUCCUCUCGUACCUCCUCGGCAUCUACCAAAACUCCCGGCCUUCCAGCCCUCCUCCUCUCCCCGCCCACCGCGCCGCCGCCGACUGCCUCCUCCGCCCCCUCCCCCGCCCCCCCUCAGCCGCCGGCGCCGAGCUCGACUUCCUCCCCCGCCACUCCGCCGCCGCCGCCCUCGCCUCGCUCCCCGAUGGCGAUCUCCCUCCGAUCCCCUUCUGCUCCCCGAACUUCACCGACUACUGCCCCUGCCAAGACCCCAACCGCGAGCGCCGCUUCCCCAUGCACAACCUCGAGCACCGCGAGCGCCACUGCCCCGUCCCCGACGAGCGGGUCCGCUGCCGCGUCCCCCGCCCGGAGGGGUACCGGACCCUCUUGCCGUGGCCUGCCAGCCGCGACCGCGCCUGGUUCGCCAACGUGCCCUCCAAGAAGCUCAGCAUCGCCAAGGCCGACCAGAAUUGGGUCCGGGUAGAGGGGAAUUGGCUGGUGUUCCCCGGCGGCGGGACGUCCUUCUCCCAGGGUGUGAAGUGGUACGUUGACCAGAUGGCCAAACUCUUCCCGCUGAAGAGCGGGGAGAUCCGGACGGUUCUUGAUAUCGGGUGCGGGGUUGCCAGCUUUGGUGGCCAUCUACUGGACUAUAACAUUUUAACAAUGUCUGUUGCACCAAGAGACGUGCAUGAAGCUCAAGUACAGUUUGCCCUUGAACGUGGACUGCCUGCUAUGCUCGGAGUCCUAAGCGUUCACAAGCUACCAUAUCCAUCAAGGUCCUUUGAUAUGGCGCACUGUGCAAGAUGUUUGAUCCAGUGGGCUGGUUAUGAUGGGUUGUAUUUGUUGGAGAUUGACCGGGUUCUCCGACCUGGUGGGUACUGGGUUUUGUCAGGACCACCCAUCAAUUGGAAAAGAUUACACAAGGGUUGGCAGAGGUCACCUCAAGAUCUACAAGCAGAGCAGAAUGCUAUAGAGGAUCUUGCUAGACGACUUUGCUGGAAGAAGGUUUCAGAGAAGGACGCAAUUGCAAUAUGGAGAAAACCAACUAAUCAUCUCCACUGCUCCAAAAAGUCCAAGAUUUUGAAAUCUCCACCUUUCUGUGAAGGAACUGACUUGGAUUUUGCUUGGUAUAAGAAGAUGGAGUUAUGCAUUACUCCUCUGCCAAAGGUGAAAGCAGCUCAGGACGUAGCUGGUGGCUCUCUUGAAAAGUGGCCUAGAAGACUGCAUGCUGCACCUCCAAGGAUAACCACUGGGAGCAUAGAGGGGAUAACAGUUAAGACCUUCAAUCAGGACAAUCAAAUAUGGAACCAAAGAGUUGUGCAUUAUGAGGCAUAUUUUAGCUCUCUCAAAGAGGGUAAAUACAGAAACAUUAUGGACAUGAAUGCUGGUUUGGGAGGUUUUGCUGCUGCAAUGUCCAAAUAUCCAGUUUGGGUCAUGAAUGUCGUUCCUGCAGAUGCAACAAACAAUACUCUUGGUAUCAUCUAUGAGCGUGGACUUAUUGGAACAUAUAUGAACUGGUGUGAAGCUUUCUCUACUUAUCCCCGCACAUAUGAUCUAAUACAUGCUGAUGGGUUGUUUAGCAUGUACAUGAACAAGUGUGACAUUGUCGAUAUCCUACUUGAAAUGGAUCGCAUUCUUCGCCCAGAUGGGGCUGUCAUAAUUCGAGACCAUGUCGACGUUGUUGUGAAAACAAAGAGAGCUGCUGAACAGUUAAGAUGGCAAAGCAGGAUUGUUCAUAGCGAAAAUGGGCCCUUCCAUCCUGAGAAGCUUCUCAUUGUUGACAACUCCAUAGCAGCAAGUGCAAAUUAGGCCAAAAGAAGAAAAAAUCCCUUGAUCUAGCAUGUCUGUGGAUGACAAUACUAUCAUGAUUUAACACACAAAAUAUUUGUUUUCUUAUCUCCUUUUUCUGAAGGGAGUAGAGCAUAAAGAAUAAGGAGGGCGUCAGGAAGAAGGAUAAGUUAAAGUUUUACCCAGACGCUUUAUUCCAAGGUGGCAACUAUGAGAUCCUGAAUGUUCGCCAGUGACGCAUUAGCAAAUUCUUUGGGAAUGCCAGAGCUGGAUGGGUUGUUUGCGACCCACACAUCAACUAGCAAUCAACAGCACCUUGUUAUUUACCAUUCAUAUAUCUAUGUUGGAUACUAUGGACCCUUUUUCCAGUCAAUUAAAGCACUAGGCUUUUUAAUGAAGAAAUUAUUUUUCUUCUCA
Phoenix dactylifera (date palm) is the source of this 2347-nucleotide messenger RNA. RefSeq names its product S-adenosyl-L-methionine-dependent methyltransferases superfamily protein. Gene Ontology annotation, cellular component: endosome; trans-Golgi network; cytoplasm. Lineage: Eukaryota; Viridiplantae; Streptophyta; Magnoliopsida; Arecales; Arecaceae. Gene Ontology annotation, molecular function: methyltransferase activity. The record is from RefSeq and is a predicted model, not a curated record.